Molecule: messenger RNA, 213 nt
Organism: Podospora bellae-mahoneyi
Lineage: Eukaryota; Fungi; Ascomycota; Sordariomycetes; Sordariales; Podosporaceae
Exons: 1
Coding region: 1-213 (70 amino acids)
Source: RefSeq, a predicted model, not a curated record
AUGCAACCAUCUACGUCUCUCCAAUCACCGGCAACGAAUAUCUGCAGAAGGUUGCCAGCAGUCUGCAUCCUGUGGUUAGUCUGGUUGGACAGAUUCGUGCGGUGGGCAUCAAGCCACUACCAACCGGAUUGCUGGUUCAGACAUCAUCCACGAAGCUGGGGCUCCCACCCCAAGCUUGGUCUUCCGGGUUGGCGGAAUUCCAGGGUAAGGUAG